AAAAGAUCAACAUGGCAACCAUGUUCACCGAGGAAGAAUUAGCCAAUUUCCUAGGAGUAUUGCAAGUGACGUCAGAAUUUAUAGAGAUCGACUGUGGCUGCACCAAUCCAAGAUACGGCGACACACCAGGCAAACUUAGGGUUUUCAUUGACGGCAAGCUCGAGAUCGAUUGCACGUGUCGAACCGACUGCGACAAAGCAAGAGUAUCGCCGGUGGAGUUUGCGAAGCACGCGGGGAAAAUAAACGCGCACGCGAACUGGAAGAGUCAGAUAUGGGUGUUUAGUAAGGAUGGGAGUAAGGUGGGGGUGUGGAAGACUUGCUUGUUGAAGCAUCACAGGUUCACUUUCGUGAGGCCUCUGCGGCAAGUGACGCAUCGCGACGAGUUCAUGCGCUGCGCCCAAUGCGGCAAGGAUCGUAGGUUUAGUCUUCGAACUAAAGAGGAUUGCAAGAUCUAUCACGAUGCUCUUGUUAUCACUGAUUGGACGUGUUCCAACAUGCCAAAUAAUACAUUGAGUUGCAGUGUUGGUGAGGAGCGGGAGUCUCGGAAAGUGAAUAGAGGGUGCCCAAGGGCUUCCAAAUGUGGGGGUUGCGAGCAAUGUGUGUGUUUUGGGUGCGAGAUGUGUCGUUUUGAGACUUGUACUUGCCAAUCAUGUAUUGACUUUAUAAUCAAUAUGUGA
Messenger RNA from Salvia miltiorrhiza (redroot sage), 677 nucleotides. RefSeq names its product protein ULTRAPETALA 1-like. The transcript has 3 exons. Bases 12 to 677 code for a protein of 221 amino acids. The record is from RefSeq and is a predicted model, not a curated record. Lineage: Eukaryota; Viridiplantae; Streptophyta; Magnoliopsida; Lamiales; Lamiaceae. Gene Ontology annotation, cellular component: nucleus; cytosol.